CCAUCGCGCAGCCUUGCGAGCGCACUCCUCCAGGGUGCCAGGCUGAUAGGCAACCCGCUUUGCGACCGACAGAGUCCUCCCCCAGGGCUCUGAUCCGCGGCGCAGACCUGGCGCAGCGACGCCCUCGUGCCUGAGCGGAGGCUCUGUGAGCCAUGGCCACUGCAACCCAGCUCAUGCCUUCCCCGACCACGGGCCUGAAGUCUGCUUUCAGCCCAUAUACCGACUCGCCCAGCUCCCCGGCCACCUUUGCCCAGGUCUUCUCAAAUAGGUCCUCCGGAACCACGUCGGACCACCUGGUUCCGCCGCCGAGUCCCUAUCCUGCCACUGUCGACCCCUCGCCCGUCGACAGCAAUGGCACGAGCGCAACUGAGAUCGAGGACGAUGCGCAGGUGAACCAGAUCAGCGAGGACGAGGCGAGCGAUGUCAAGUCGCCAGAUGUCGAGGACAUCAUCAGCCCGGCGAGCCAGGACAGCCGCCAGGACAGCCAGGCAAAGCCGUCGAAGCUGGACACCGACCUCCCCCCGCGGCCGCGCGCCGACUCCGACGACGCGCCCCAGUCGGUCAUUCAUGCGCCGGCAAACUUCAAAACAUUUAAUCGGGCGAGCGUGUCAGCCGCCUCUUCAUAUGAAACUACGUCGGAUCACACUGCUGUGGUGUCGCCGCAAACGCCAGAAGCAAACAUGAUCCUCGACGACAAGCAUUCUUCCACCUAUACUUAUCCGAUCGACACUACCGUUCCUGGCCCAAGCCCCGCCGACCGCACAACCCCUCGCGCGCAGACGCGCCAGGACUACGAAGACGAUAGCAAGCGACGGAGCACGCGCGUUAGCGUCAGCCUUGCCGAUAUUGCUGAGACAAAUGACGAUACCGCUUCGGAGAGCCUCUCGAGCUCCAUUAUUGAGCAGGAUGAAAGCAAGCCGCAGUCGCAAAAUGGAGAGACGUCCGUGUCCAUGGGCACCCAGACCAUGGGAGACGUAUUGCGGGACAUCAACGAAACGGAACGAGAAGUUGCAGCCCUCCGCAAUGCCCUACACGAAUGCUGGACCCUGUGUAACACGCUCGCGAAACUUAGCCAAUACCACCGACAUAGAAUGUUCCACUACUCGGGUGGACGGGGCGAUAUACAAGAGCAUGCCUGGAGAACCUGCUGGCGAUUAUGCCAGAAGCUCUACGAAAGCAGGGAUGAGGAUCAUACCACCGAGGUCAAGCCAACGUUAGAACUGUGUCGGGAUUUCUGCCAAGCGCUUUUUGAGGUGCGACAGCGUGGGGACGAAGCAGCCGACUCGGUGUUGAGGGUUAGCUUCGAGCUAAACAACCAUCUCUACAACGCUCACGAUCGGAAUCUCCCCGAAGCGUUUCGUGAACGCACUCUGGACUUCUACCUGACCCUGUGCCAUCGGUUGAUGAAGCAGAGGACAUCACUACCCGAGGAGACAGACGCACUGCUUCAUGCUUGUUGGUCCUUAGCGGAGAUGCUAUUUAGCAUUCGCCACAACAGCCGCGAUGGCAAACCUGCCGACGAGGAACUCCUAGGAUCCGCCAUCCAAGCGUGCUGGGAGCUGUGUGACCUGUUCCGCGAAGGCUGGACACAGGUGCGGCCCGAACGCGGGACCCCGCGACCAUCUCAAUACACGUUCGUUGCAGCGGCCGCCCCCGCUUCUGUGCAACAAUCCCAGGCCUCGCUUUCCGAAAGGUCUGGACGUUCAUCCAGCCUGAACCAAUCAUACCAUUCAGCCGUAUCUAUACGGAAGCCACUUGUACACCACCCAGAGACGCCGACCACCAUCUUUGAUGACCGCGAGGAAUUUUCACCCGCCGAGGAGCCUAAUGUGCCGAACAUCCUGAUCCUGGGACCAGAGGCUGGGCAGACACGCACUCAUGACCGCUGGUCAUCUUCAGCCUCCAGCCUGUCAACAUAUUCUGAUACCUCACAAUCCGUGCACAGCUCCUCGACUGCCACUGCAGGCCGCGAAGACCCGAAUCUUGUCCGUCUAAAAGGGCUUAUCACUAAGGCGGCUAUCAACAUCGGUUACACACGCCAGAUACCACUUCCCGACUUUGUUCGCUCUCUUCCGUCCGACAGUUUCGGGUCAAUCCCUUGGGAGAAGAAGCUCUUCGACGAUUACAGAAAGCUUGUGCUCACCGAUCCAACGCUGAAGGAUGUCCACAUGAAGCCACUGCGCAGGCUCACGGCCAGCGAGAUAGGCCGUGCAGUCCAGUGGAUGUCAAAGAGCGACCAAUUCAAUUGGUUAAGGGAACUGUUUCGCUUUGUUUUUGGGAACUUCCCCGAGGAUGCUGCUCAACGAAACCUGAUCAUCAACGCAUAACGCCAUAUUAUCUCCCAUCUUACCCUCCCUCGAUGGCCUCUCCAAGCACCUGGCUUGGAAUUCUCGUUUCGUAUACUAUUGGCUCGGUUUUUUGGUCGAUUUCCGGUGCGAUAUACCCCCACAACAUUCUUUUUGGUUGCGAUCAUCUGGUCUAGAAUCUUUGUUUGGG
Messenger RNA from Trematosphaeria pertusa, 2496 nucleotides. RefSeq lists its product as uncharacterized. The record is from RefSeq and is a predicted model, not a curated record. The transcript is spliced from 7 exons. The coding region runs from base 153 to 2327 and encodes 724 amino acids. NCBI's taxonomy places the organism in Eukaryota, Fungi, Ascomycota, Dothideomycetes, Pleosporales, Trematosphaeriaceae.